Messenger RNA from Gambusia affinis (western mosquitofish), 1623 nucleotides. RefSeq names its product general transcription factor IIE, polypeptide 2, beta (gene gtf2e2). The transcript is spliced from 8 exons. The coding region runs from base 218 to 1081 and encodes 287 amino acids. The record is from RefSeq and is a predicted model, not a curated record. Lineage: Eukaryota; Metazoa; Chordata; Actinopteri; Cyprinodontiformes; Poeciliidae. Gene Ontology annotation, cellular component: transcription factor TFIIE complex. Gene Ontology annotation, biological process: transcription initiation at RNA polymerase II promoter.
ACCGAUAUAUCGAACAAGAAGCGGAAGUCCUGUGAAGAGAAAACAUUUGUAAGAAGUUAGUUAGCUAGGUGGCUAGCUAUCUGGUAUUAACUUAUUUCACAAUAGAAAAGGCGGAAAAUCGCUGAUUUUCUUCAAGACUAAAUCGGCUUUACACUUUGAUUAGUUAGUGGACUAACUGCAGUUUAUUUGCGGGAGGACAAAGCAAAAGGCAGCUGAGAUGGAUCCAGCUCUCCUUAGAGAGCGUGAGCUGUUCCAAAAGAGAGCUCUUUCCACUCCCGCUGUAGAAAAGCGGCCAGCCGCAUCAGAAUCUGGAUCUCACAAGAAGAAGAAACCCAAAGUAGAUAAGGAGAGCUCCUCUGGAUCCAAAAACAGCUCUGAAUCUGCAAAUGGAAGCAUUAACAGCAAGGCAAGCGCUGGUUACAAGUUUGGCUGCCUGGCCAAGAUUGUCAACUACAUGAAGACGAGGCAUCAGAAUGGCGACACCCACUUCCUGACCCUUGAUGAGAUACUGGAUGAGACCAAACUUCUUGACAUCAGUCUGAAACAGAAACAAUGGCUAAUGACUGAGGCCUUGGUCAACAACCCAAAAAUUGAGGUUCGUGACGGAACUUAUGGCUUUAAGCCCAAAUACAACCUGAAGGACAAGAAAGCUUUACUGAGGCUGCUGGACAAACAUGACCAGCUAGGGCUGGGAGGAGUGCUGCUGGACGAUGUGGAAGAGGGACUCCCUAAUUCUGCUAAGGCUAUCAAGGCUUUGGGGGAUCAGAUUGUAUUUGUAACGAGACCAGACAAGAAAAAGAUCUUGUUCUACAAUGACAAGCAUUGCCAGUUUGUAGUAGAUGAAGAAUUUCAAAAGCUGUGGAGGAGUGUACCAGUGGACUCCAUAGAUGAAGAGAAAAUUGAAGAGUACUUGAAAAAACAGGGCAUUUCUUCCAUGCAAGAGACUGGACCAAAGAAAGUGAUGCCAGUUCAAAAGAGAAAGAAGCAAAGCGGGCAGAGGAAGAGACAAUUCAAAACCCAUAACAACCAUCUGGCGGGAGUUCUGGAGGACUACACGGAUGGUGUGCCUGCGAAGAAGUGAAACCCCUCACUUUAAUCCGAGUUGGCAGCAGAUGAAGCCGCUGGCUAUACAAUAUAGACUUUGUUGUGGUUCUGUCAAAAAACAGAAACAACCUAGCAUGUUUCUUUAUUUUCAUUCCCUCCAGGGAUCAGUAGACAUUACAUGGAGCCAAUAGCAGCAGUGUUGUGGAAUGCUUUUUAGUCACUGGUCAAUAAACCUCAAGGACAUUUUGGGAAGAGUACUAAGAUCUGUAAGCACAUGAAGGCUGGACAGAAGUGGGCACAUCAUCCUUACAGAUAUAAUGAAAAUGCGGUUAAUAUAUGUUAAUAUUACUCUGAUUAUUUUUAGUUGAAAGCAAAGACGUGUUUUGAAAGGUGCAAUUUGAGUAAAGAGAUGUUCUGAUGUUAACUAGAUGUGUGGAAGGCCCAGCAUGAAAACAUCUCCAUAUUUUCUUAUUGUGGACUCUCAGAAGACUCCAGUGCUUUUACUUUGUAGAACCGUGGUACAGUGGUUCAAAAUACAAGAUUUUUUGAUUUAUUUUAAUAAACUUCAUUGUUUCACAA